This is a messenger RNA of Peronospora belbahrii, 360 nucleotides long. NCBI's taxonomy places the organism in Eukaryota, Oomycota, Peronosporomycetes, Peronosporales, Peronosporaceae. The record is from the annotation of a GenBank genome assembly.
AUGUCGACGAUUACCAAGGAACAGCAUGAUGAAUUAUGUGUUGCGUAUGCAUCGAUGAUUCUAUUUGAUGGUGAACAUGAAAUUACAUCGGAAGCUAUUACUACAAUCUUGCAAGCUUCCGGUAAUGAGGUUGAACCUUACUGGCCAAGUCUCUUUUCUUCGCUAUUAUCAAAAGAGGGAAAGGUUUUGGAGCUUAUUUCAUCGGGUGGACCUACUUCUGGUGGUGCUAUUGCUAGUUCGUCCAAUGGAGGUACUUCAGGUGAUGUCGUAACAAAGGUGGAAGAAAAAGUUGUGGAAGAAGAAGAAGAAGUUGACAUGGGUGGCGGCAUGGACAUGUUUGGCGGCGAUGAGGAUUACUAA